AUGCAGACUAAACACUUCUUCAACAACCCAACACACUUGGUCUCUUCCGCUUUGCGCUCUCUCACCAUCACGAACCCCUCCCUCGCUUUUGACGAAGAGAAUAAGAUAAUUUACCGCCGCCCCUCGAAAGAUGCGUGCAUACAGCCCAAAGUCUCUAUCAUCUCGGGUGGAGGAUCCGGUCACGAACCUGCGUUUGCCGGUUUCGUGGGAAAAGGCCUGUUGACAGCUUCCAUAGCCGGAACCAUAUUUGCUUCUCCUUCCGCAGAGCAAGUGAGAAGAGCUGUGAUGCAGCGAGUGGACACAUCCAAGGGCGUGUUAAUUGUCACGAUGAACUAUACUGGCGAUGUGCUUAAUUUUGGAAUGGCCGCUGAAAAGGCAAAGGCAGCGGGAAUUAAGACGGAGUUUUUCUCCAUUGGGGAUGAUGUUGGCGUCGGUAGAGCGAAGGGAGGGAAGGUUGGCCGGAGGGGUAUUGGCGGUGGCAUCCUGGUGCUGAAAAUAAUAGGAGCACUGGCUGAAAAGGGGGCCCCAUUGAGUGAAGUAUACGCAACCGCACAGUUGGCUUCGCAUAAUGUGGUGACGUUGGGAUCGUCCCUUGAACACGUACAUGUGCCCGGCAGAGUGAUCCCAGAUCCUAAUUCCAACGAGAUGAUACCCAACGAUGAGAUCGAGGUUGGAAUGGGAAUUCAUAACGAGCCCGGCUCUCAUCGAGUGAAAGCUACCAUUGAACAGCUGAUUCAAACAAUGCUGAAACAGCUUCUGGAUCAGAACGACAAAGACCGUGGAUUCUUGAAGUGGGGACCUUCAGACAGCUUCGUCCUCUUUAUCAAUAAUCUAGGUGGUGUGAGCACCCUAGAGUUGUCUGGAAUUACUGCAGAAACAAAUCUCCAGCUACAGCGAGAGUAUCAAAUCAAGCCUGUCCGAACAAUCCAGGGAACUUUCUUAACCAGCUUGAAUGGGAUGGGCUUUAGCAUCUCACUAUUAAGAUUAGCUGAUACUGGACUUGGGCCGGGAAAAUCUCUCCUUGAGCUUCUAGAUGCGCCCGCUGAAGCAGUUGGCUGGGCUGCCCCGAUUCAAACGUCCACCUGGGAAAAUCAAUCAGACGAAACAUUCGAUGGUCGACGAGCAUCCUCCGUCCACGAGGCCCCUUCAAACCUCAAAGUGGACGCCUCCCUUUUCAAAAAGGCUCUCACAUCCGGAUUAAACCGUCUCAUUGCCGCAGAAAGCCUAGUAACUCGCUACGACACAAUUGUGGGCGAUGGAGACUGCGGUAUCGGUUUGAAGCGCGGAGCAGAAGCCAUUCUAGAUCUCAUGGAUAACCCCUCCAUCGCAUCAAACAACGAUAUCAUUCGCAGCCUCAACAAAAUCAUCAGUGUGGUGGAAACCACCAUGGACGGUACCAGCGGUGCCAUCUACGCGAUUUUCCUCAACGCCCUUGCCCAUGGCCUGAGGGAGCAAGAUUCCUCGUCUAGUCCAACACCAGUGACGGCUCAGAUCUGGUCACAUGCGCUUCAGAGCUCAUUGAAGGCGUUGGCGAAAUACACCCCGGCGCAGCUAGGAGAUAGAACGCUUAUAGAUGCCUUGGUGCCUUUCAUAAACAAGCUUGCGGAAUCGGGGGAUGUUCAUGCCGCUGCGUGUGCUGCAGUAAAGGGAGCCGAGGCCACAAAGGGUAUGAAAGCUAGCCUGGGAAGGUCAGUGUAUAUCGGAGGCGAAGACGAAUGGAUAGGAAGGGUCCCCGAUCCUGGGGCAUAUGGGCUAAGUGAAUUCCUAAGUGGGUUGGCACUUGAAAUUUGA
Molecule: messenger RNA, 1791 nt
Organism: Uncinocarpus reesii 1704
Lineage: Eukaryota; Fungi; Ascomycota; Eurotiomycetes; Onygenales; Onygenaceae
Product: dihydroxyacetone kinase
Exons: 4
Coding region: 1-1791 (596 amino acids)
Biological process (GO): glycerol catabolic process
Cellular component (GO): cytosol
Molecular function (GO): ATP binding; glycerone kinase activity
Source: RefSeq, a predicted model, not a curated record